GAAGAACACUUCAGGACUGAAGGCUUGAAAAGGCCUUGGGUCCUACGGCCUACUGAGAGCCUGGGUUUCGGCCCAGCCCUGGGACAAGAGGUAUGGACCAUGCUGCAGUAAAAAUACCCGCCGCCUGAGCUUCAGACCAUGUAUUCGUACAGCUGCCUGGCAUCCAAGGAGGGCGUCUGGCCUCCGCUGCAGCCCCUCACCUACACCUACCUGCCCAGCCCUCUACUGCUGCCCCCCAUCCACGCCCAUAGCUUCUACAGCUGGCCCCCAAGCCUGAGCGCAGGCGAGUGGCCGGCUCCGCGGGAAUACCACUGCUUCCACGGCCCAGGCGCGCCCCUGGCGGCCGCGCUGCCCUCGUGGGCCUUCCAGCAGGCCUACGCCGCGGCCCUGCUCCCACCUUUCCCAGCGCCCGGCUACCUGGGGCCAUCUCUACAAGGGACCGCGGGGGAGGAGACGGCGGCUGCCCCGCGCUGGGCGCAGUGGCCCGAAGGCAGCAGCCUGCAGGUGGAACUCCGUUGGGGCCGCGUGGAGCGCGCGCUGGGCCCGCGCCUAGAGCUGCCGGAUGUGGUGCGCCGGGAAUUCCGGCGCGUGUACGGCACGUACCCGCGCACCGACGUGCGCGUCACCUACAGCGGCGGCCAGUUCCUGCUUCAGGCCACGCCGCGCGUCCCCGAGCCCGAGUACCGUGUGCAGAGGCGCGUGCUGCGGCCGCCCGCAAGCAGCGGCAGCGCAGACAGCAGCCCGGCCGCGGAAGUGGCAGAACGUGGACGCGGGAGGAAGAGGAAAAGCCGGAGCUGAGGACGCCGCGGGGCCCGGCGGCCGGCCGGCCUGCACGCCGCCCACCUGCUGCACUUCCCUGAUUUCUCUCACGAUAUUGCUGGAUAGCGGGGGAAGGGCGAGAAGAGAUCAAGAACAUCUCGGGGUGGAUGUCCUGUUUCUCUUCCUUCCAUCCGGACUUGGGAAACCUGGUUGUGGGGCGGAAGAAGGGCGCGGACCCUUUGUUUCGUCUCUCCUUCCUCCUCCCUAUUUUAGAAUCCUGCCCUGCGCCAGGCCCCCACUUUCCCUUUCCCCCUCCUCCGCCUAACACAGCUCCCCGAAUUGCCCAAGUUCCUGCCCAGGCUGAGGGCCCACCUAUCCGCAGGUUGUAGUGAAAAGUAAAUAAAUGAAUGAAGUUAAGUGCA
This is a messenger RNA of Neogale vison (American mink), 1181 nucleotides long. RefSeq names its product chromosome 2 C10orf95 homolog (gene C2H10orf95). NCBI's taxonomy places the organism in Eukaryota, Metazoa, Chordata, Mammalia, Carnivora, Mustelidae. The transcript is spliced from 3 exons. The coding region runs from base 139 to 798 and encodes 219 amino acids. The record is from RefSeq and is a predicted model, not a curated record.